GCAUCGCUUUCACUAAUGUGCAUCCUAUACAGCUUCAGUCUGGUGCUGAAAACUUAAUUUACAAUGCCACAGGUCAAUUUUACAGAAUGCAAGAUUAAGUACACCACAAACACAACCCUGCAAGAUCUGUAUCACUGGAAUGGAAUGAUCAAAGGCAUCAACCAAAAUAAUGCCACCCAGAUCAGUCUUGAAGGGUGCAGAAAGCUUUGCGGGACUGGAAAUGACUAUUAUGAGUGGUCACUCGCGUCAAAUACCAUAACGACAUGGGUUUUGCCGGUGAUAGGCAUGCUUCUCCAAGCGCCUUUCGAAAGCAACGCAUUCUGGCAUACCGUAUUGGCAAUAGCGAGGUGGGUCGGCUCACCGAUGGCUUCCUUAUCCUACAUACUUUGGAACAUGAAGGUCUCGGGGAAGUGUGCGCUCAUGGUCGACAUGGCGAUCUCCUACGAUUUGCAAAUACCGGACCCAAAAAGCGAUUUUUCCAGCAUCCGCGACUCGUUCUAUAUCCUCAUGGCCAUGAACCAAUUUACUAUGCGAAGAAGCCAAGCUCUAAACAAGGAGGCUGAGGGUUUGCUUCGCAUAGUUUUGUUCAGCAAAGAUCUUCAACUGAAAGACAAAGGUCAAAGUGGGAAAUUUCUCAACGAAAGGCGACAAGAGCUUGCGCAAAAAUUUCGUGCAGGCCGAAAACGCGGUGUAGUACCGGUAUACGUUUCCACCAUGUGGUUCUUGUUCUCUUUAGCGCUAUCCAUCCAGACAGCCUUUGGAGAUAUCGGAGAGAACGCCACUGCUCAUGAUCUUGCCCUGGGCCUUCUCAUGGCUUGGUUGCCAGUCCUUAUCCUUUGCAGCAUCGUUGAUCGGAAUCCCGUGGCCGCAGACGAUAUCCGCCAGAAGUUGAACAAGCUCGUACAAAGUGUAUGCGACGCUUUGCAAGACGACAACAUCCGAAACGAGUUCAUUCAGACAUUCAGAGGGCACCAAGAAGCCGACCGGCUGGAAGCACUGGUGAACAACAUCCACCUCCAAAGCGAAAUUAUAAGCGGCGGUGACUUUUUCGUGGACUUCGCCGGCCAAGGACGGGUCCGUUGGCAUUAUGGAGCAGCUCAUCCAAUCCUUUACGACAUUGAGGAUAUCUGGAUAGCUACUCAUGGGCGCGGCUGGCUCGACGAAGACGAAAAAGAUGCAAGGAUGCAUCUUGUCCUCGGAAGUCCAGAGAAGGGGCUGUUAUGGUUUGACCUCCGGGGGCUUUGGCAGGUUGCCAGUGCAGUCCUCAUCGUCGGAGGCACAUGCCUUGGAGCCUUCGUCCUCUCAUACUUCACCCCGACUGUAGGCCUGGGUUGCCGAAGCGGCGGGUACAUGAUCUACUGCACCAUGGCUUUUUCCUUGCUUGUCGCCGAGUUUGUCGUAUGGUGGAUCACCUCUCCCGUUCCUCCCAAACAACCGCAAUGGGUGCGAAGGAGCAUCGGCAACAUUCAGCGCCAGCCUACCUUUGUACGCAUGGAGCACAGUUGGCGUGGUCUUUGGUUUUGGGUGCACUCACGUCUGGCCAGCUUCGGCCACGCGCUGGAGAGCUUGUCUAUUCGAUUGACGCUGCGUGUGCUCAUGAUUCUCCCUUUCCAGUUCUCUGCAAAGGAACGCCAUUUAAGGGACAAGCUGGACCAGGCCAAGGGCUGGAGCUUCCAGAAAUGGGCGGCCAUCGUGUUUUUCCACCCUUUAGAACUGUGUAAUACCGGUUGGCUGCUCUACACAGUCCUGGCGCAAACUUUUGGCAUUUUCAGGAACUGCAGAUGCAUGACGAGUUACUGGGGCGGCGGAGGCGGCUACCUGGACUUCAACCAGAGCGACGUCACAAACAAUAAAUGGGUCAAAUGGUACUGUAAGUCGAUCAAAGCAGCCUCCGAAGAUACUCAAGUUAACUCCUUCAGGGUCUGCCGGAACAGGAACAGGCGCCUCCACAAUGCUCCUAGGAAUGAUCUACGUAGUAUCCGAGGUGCGCUCCCCUUUCCUUCUCAUUCACCACCACACUAACACUGACUUCCCCCACAGUGGUGUCUCCAAAGCCACAUUAACACCGAGAACUACAGCGCCGCGGCGCGCGGCCUCCGCCGCAC
Messenger RNA from Aplosporella prunicola CBS 121167, 2105 nucleotides. RefSeq lists its product as uncharacterized. The record is from RefSeq and is a predicted model, not a curated record. The transcript has 2 exons. The coding region runs from base 64 to 2022 and encodes 652 amino acids. NCBI's taxonomy places the organism in Eukaryota, Fungi, Ascomycota, Dothideomycetes, Botryosphaeriales, Aplosporellaceae.